CAAUUUUCUUUUCAUUCUCGGUUUAAUCCCACAUUUUCUCUGAGGUUCUUUUCCUAGCUUUUAUUGCUUUCUUCCCUCUCAAAUUAUAACACAUAGCCACAUUUACUCAUACAUUUAAUAGCCAUGGAGGCUAUUGGUAGAUCAUUGCUUUUGAUGAUGACAAUCUUUGCCAUCGUCUCCAACACAGUUUCUGCAGAUUGCGAUCAAGACGUUUGUGUUGCUGAUCUCACUUCAGGUGUGAAGAUGAAUGGAUAUGCAUGCAGGGAAAAGAUAACCGCAGAGGACUUUUUCUUUAAUGGCCUGGCUAAGCCAGGGGUCAACUUCACUGCACUGGGUACAUCGGUGACUCCAGCCAAUGUCCAGAAAAUACCAGGCCUGAACACGCUAGGAGUGUCCAUGUCGCGCAUGGACUAUGCCCCGGGCGGCCUGAACCCGCCUCACACCCACCCACGCGCCACCGAGAUAUCGUUUGUGCUUGAAGGUGAAUUGGAUGUGGCGUUCAUAACCACAAGCAAUGUCCUCUAUUCCAAGUCCAUCAAGAAAGGUGACGUAUUUGUGUUUCCUAGAGGUCUAGUCCACUUCCAGAAGAACAAUGGCAAGGUUCCUGCAUCUAUCGUCUCCGCCUUCAACAGCCAGCUGCCCGGCACCCUCUCCGUCGGCGCCACAUUGUUCACAGCGUCUCCACCAGUGCCGGAGGAUGUGUUGACAAAGACAUUCCAGGUUGAUAUCAAGGAGGUUGGCAAGAUCAAGUCAAAGUUUGCACCUAAGAAGUAGAUAUUUCAUGUGUUGGUUCUUGUUGUUCAUCGAUAAGGAUAUGACUUUUAAGGGACAUUUAAUUUCAGAAAUUCCAAAAUAUUAAAAACUUGGAACAUUUUUUUUAUUUUUUUUGUAUUUUUCUCACCUGUAUGAAGUGUUGAGAGAAGUGAUGUAAACACCGGACUAAAUAUAUUCUUUGCAAAACUUCAAA
Molecule: messenger RNA, 967 nt
Organism: Cornus florida
Lineage: Eukaryota; Viridiplantae; Streptophyta; Magnoliopsida; Cornales; Cornaceae
Product: germin-like protein subfamily 2 member 4
Exons: 2
Coding region: 124-774 (216 amino acids)
Biological process (GO): plasmodesmata-mediated intercellular transport; regulation of root development
Cellular component (GO): cell wall; plasmodesma
Molecular function (GO): manganese ion binding
Source: RefSeq, a predicted model, not a curated record